AUGGUGUCAUGGAGAUUUACGGCAUUGCCUAAGCACCCUAGAGAUAACUCAUUGAAUCCCGGUCUAGAGAAGCCUGAGUUUAUUGAUGGAAAGCGUCAGAUGCUGUUGCUGAUGGUGGGCCUGGUCAUGGUCGGAGCAUCACUGAAGACGAUUCCUUCCUUACAUAAGACAAGAGGACUCAUGAAGCUCCUUCCCUCGUCCUCCUCCGCGUUACCACUUGAACUCGCCGGCUCGUUAUUAUCCGAACAAGACAUGGAUACAAGUACAAGCAGCACUGAAAAUUCUUACUUUGGAAGGAGAAAAGCAGCGGAGUCAUCCGUCUUGCCAGGCUCUGCUGACAGUCUCAAGGAUUCAAACCAUGCUCUGCAGGCCGAGCGCGCCGAGCACACACCAGAUUCCACAGCAUCGACGUCUUCUGCCACCUCUCCGAAUUCUCAUGAUGCGCCUGGAACUGGUUCUGAGAUAUUACGAAACGCGGCGAAUCUUCGUGAAGCGGUUGGAACGCCUGGCGAAAGCAGCGAAAUCAGUAUGCUGGACGGGCCGUUAGGGGAAGCGGCUCAAGCCGCGGCAGCAGUUGCAGGCGCAGCAGCAGCAGCCUCGGCCGUGAUUGGUGCGGUGAGAGCAGGUGGGGAAGGAACGGGGAGGGACGAACGGGUGGGGAACGAAUCUGUGCGAGGGGAAAAGGCGCGUUCUGAAAUCAGAGCAGAUUCUCCGGUCAUCUCCGCGCUGACUGUAGCGGCUUCUGAUACGGAGCGUCUCUUGUCACCUCCUUCAGCUUCCCUGUCGUUCCCUUCUCCUUCCUCCUCCUCUUCCUCCCUGUCUUCGCUUCUCCUGUCGUCCGCGGUUGGCGUCGUGUGGACGUCCGGGUUCAACGCGUCUGGGUCGCACGCUCCGCGACGGACGUCGGAGAAGCUCUUGUGGAGAAGCCCUACAGUGGAGCAUAUUGAGCAGUGCAUCGCACGCUCAAAGACACAUAAAGUCCCCGCCAAGUCAGCAACGAAUGGCUACCUUUUGGUGACGGCAAACGGGGGUCUGAACCAGAUGCGAGCUGCGAUCUGCGACAUGGUGGCAGUGGCUCGCAUUAUGAACGCCACCCUUGUGGUGCCGGAGCUGGACCACACCUCCUUCUGGUCCGACCCCAGCGAGUUUGAGGACAUAUUCGACCUGGAGCACUUCGUUGAGACGCUCAAGAACGACAUCCGCGUGGUCAGGGAGCUGCCCCGCAGAGUCGCCCACCGCCGCGUGCUCGAGAAGUUCCCCAUCUCCUGGUCGCCGUUCUCCUACUACCGCGAGGAGCUUCUCCUCCGCCUGAAGAAGCACCGGGUGAUGCGGUUCCCCCUGACGGACUCGCGGCUGGCCAACAACGGCAUGCCCGAGUCCAUCCAGCGGCUGCGCUGCCGAGCCAACUACCGCGCCCUGCGCUACACGGACACCAUCUCACGCGUUGCCAGCAAUCUAGUCGCCCGGCUGAGGAAGCUCGGGCCCUACAUCGCCCUGCACCUGAGGUACGAGAAGGACAUGCUAGCAUUCACAGGGUGCGACCACGGGCUGAGCCGGUGGGAGAGUGGGGAGCUGAGGGCGAUGCGGCUGAACAACUCGCGGUGGAAGGAGAAGGACAUCGACGGGGAGGCCCGGCGCAAGGAGGGCGCGUGCCCCCUCACGCCGAAGGAGACCGCGCUGUUCCUGCACGCCAUGGGUUUUCCCAAAAAGACGUUGAUCUACAUUGCUGCUGGGGACAUCUACGGUUCUAAAGGGCUCUCGGAGCUGACGCGGUACUACCCCAACACGUUCACACACUCCACUCUAGCAACCCCUGAGGAGCUGGCGGCGCUGGGGGGGUAUCAGAACAGGCUGGCAGCAGUGGACUACACAGUGGCGGUGGAGAGUGACGUGUUUGCAUACACGUAUGAGGGCAACAUGGCGAGAGCUGUGCAGGGGCAUAGGCGGUUUGAAGGGCACAGGAAGACCAUCAUUCCUGACAGGGAGGCGGUGGUGAGGUUGCUGGACCAGUUCAAGGCGGGUGAAAUGACCUGGAACGCGGUGCGCAAGGAAAUCAGGAAGCAGCACAAGGGGCGCGUGGGGGGGCCUCACCAGCGGGAGGCUGGGGAGAACCCGAAGCUGGAGGAGAAUUUCUAUGCGAACCCCAUGCCGGGGUGUAUGUGUGAGGUGGAGAGGCAGCCGGGCAAGGCGGUGAAGGCGUGCCGAAUGGAGGGCGGGCUGAGGAAGUGCAGGGAGGUUCCCAAGGAGGAGGAGGCGUACAUUUAG
This is a messenger RNA of Closterium sp. Yama58-4, 2265 nucleotides long. NCBI's taxonomy places the organism in Eukaryota, Viridiplantae, Streptophyta, Zygnematophyceae, Desmidiales, Closteriaceae. The record is from the annotation of a GenBank genome assembly.